AUGACGUCUACCAACGCAAAAGCCGAAUCUAUCGAGGUUACCUCGCAGAGCGAGCAUGCUGUUUCUAACCUUGCUGAUGGCAGCGAGAAUAUCACUUCUACCGCCGAGGUGGACCGAAGGCUAGCAGAGAAGAGAUCGAGGCGGAAGAUUGACCUGUUGAUCAUGCCUAUCAUCACCUGGACGUACUUGAUGAAUUACAUUGAUCGCUCAGUCUUUGGCGCCAUCGCUGUUACUCCCGCUUCGAUGCCAUUUUUGACACUAGGAAACAGGAACAACUACGCUGCAGCUCGCCUCUAUGGCUUGGAAGAGGUUCUCGGGUUGUCUGAUACACAAUCUCUGUUUGGAAGGACUUAG
This is a messenger RNA of Clonostachys byssicola, 354 nucleotides long. The record is from the annotation of a GenBank genome assembly. NCBI's taxonomy places the organism in Eukaryota, Fungi, Ascomycota, Sordariomycetes, Hypocreales, Bionectriaceae.